AUAAAUAGCAAUCGGUGCCAAAAAUUUCAAAAUUAGAGUCGAAUAACGUAAUGUGUGUGUGUGGCUGUGUGCCGCUUGUUGUGUUGUAAAUAAAUGAGACAAAUGUUAAUGCAAAUCUAUAGCGAAGCCAUAUAGAUAAUACUAGAUAAAUCUCGGGAAACAUGUCCACAGUCAGCGCUGGGCGCAAGAACAGCGCCCAGAUAGAGGUUAUGCAGAAAGCUGGCUGGAAGAUCGAUGAGAAUGAGAAAGCCUGCUAUAUAGAUAUAGAGGAGGAUGACGAUGCGAAUGCCAACGAGAAACUGGAUGAAUCGCAGCGCGUUUACUCCCGCUGGUCCGAACUGCCCAAUCUGAUAUUGGAGGAAAUAUUCACGUACCUCACGCCCAAAGAGCGCUACUACGCCAGUCUGGUCUGCCGGCAAUGGUACAGCGCCUUCUAUCUGCCCACCGUGUGGAGCAAUUUCGUGGUCGACGAUCGCACGCUCACGCGACCCAAGUACAACUACUACUCGGGCUGGCAAUAUUGCCUGGACCACAUGCGCACCCAGAACUGCUUGGCUCGCAUCGGCAAGCAUCUGAGAGGCAUCGAGUUCCGGCCCUGGCACAGCUUCAAUAACAUCUAUCAGUUUAUGACGAUGCUGUCAUGGAGCAUAGACAAGGGCCUGGAGCAGCAUCCGCAGUCCGAAUUGAUUGGCAUGGGUCAGCGCAUACGAUCGCUGGUCUACCAUUUCCCCUGCAACAUGUCGCAGCCCAACGACCCCGAGGGCAUCAAGCUGUUCGGCACCGGCGGCCAGCUGCUGAAGGGCCUCAAGGAGCUGAUGCUGCGCCUGCCCGAUCUGCACACGCUGAAGCUCGUCGACUUUGUGCUGGAGCGCUUCGAGGCGAACCAUUUGCUGGACGAGGUCGUCUGCAGCUGCUGCACCAAAAUGCGCGUGCUCAACCUGGUGAAUGUGACGACAAUGCAUUGCCCCAUCAUGCACGUGGGCCUGUUUCUCAACUUGCGCGAGCUCACGAUAUCGCCGCAGAACAUCGACGACGACGUCUUGUCCCUGUUGGCGGACACCAAGCUGCGGCACUUGCACCUGCUGCAAAAUUGCUAUACGCCCAACCAUUUGAGUAUCAGCGCCUGCGGCGUCAAGGCCUGGCGCAGCCUGAAGGCCACGAAUCCGCGGCUCAGGGUUCAUCUGCGCGUCGAGAACAUGGUGGACGGCGAUGUGGUGCUGCAGCCGGAGGCGCCGGUGCACAGCAUCACCUAUUGGGCACCACAGGCGCGCAUCCGCACCGAGCUGCUGCUCCGCAUGGUGGAUCACUACAAGAAUACCUUGGCGGUCUACGGCCACGAGCUCCUGCCACGCUUCAGCAGCCCGAAACCCUUCGACAGUCGCGUCGACAGCGUGCUCUUGCUGAUGUGCAGGCAGUGCUUCAAUCUGGAUACACUGGUCAUACGCGAAAAGGUGUCCACGUCGACUUUGCUGCUGCUGGCACGCACCGCCAAGAAUCUGCAGAGGCUGCACGUGCGGCGCUUCGCUGUCAUCUUGCGGUGCGACUGGCCGCGGCACCCGGAGUGGAGCGACGAGUUCCACUUGUGGCUGAGGCGCAACUCGCGCUCCUAUGAGGCGGUCGAACGCGAAAUCUCACAGAUCUUGGGCUACAAAUGGAACUUGCUCAGCGAUCGCGACUUCAAACAGCUGACGGUGAAUGUUAGGGCGGGUGCGUAAAGCCACGCCCUCUCUCAAAUGAGAGAA
This is a messenger RNA of Drosophila navojoa, 1742 nucleotides long. RefSeq lists its product as uncharacterized. Gene Ontology annotation, molecular function: protein binding. The record is from RefSeq and is a predicted model, not a curated record. Lineage: Eukaryota; Metazoa; Arthropoda; Insecta; Diptera; Drosophilidae.